AUGUCUGACGCCCCAGCAAAAGGAGGAAAACAGGCCCCAAAGGUUGCCAAGAAGGGGGAGAAGAAAGCAGGAGUUGGCAAGAAAGGGGGCAAGGCUGCCUCUGGAGAUAAGAAGAGGUCGAAAAAGCGCAAGGAGAGCUACUCGAUUUACAUCUACAAGGUACUUAAGCAAGUCCAUCCCGAUACCGGCGUUUCAAGCAAGGCCAUGAGCAUCAUGAACUCGUUUGUCAACGACAUCUUCGAAAGGAUUGCUCAAGAAGCCUCGCGUCUCGCCCACUACAACAAGAAGGCAACGAUCACUUCGAGGAAAUCCAGACCGCCGUCAGGCUUCUCCUCCCCGGUGAACUUGCCAAGCAUGCUGUCAGCGAGGGCACCAAAGCCGUCACCAAGUACACAAGCAGCAAGUAAACUGCUGGACGCACGAACACGACAAUCCUCGCUCGUCGUCUACAACCAGAAAACAAACAGCUUUUUUAAAAGCUACCAAAUUUACCAAUCUCGUUGCCCAAACCUUUGA
Molecule: messenger RNA, 516 nt
Organism: Rhopilema esculentum
Lineage: Eukaryota; Metazoa; Cnidaria; Scyphozoa; Rhizostomeae; Rhizostomatidae
Source: RefSeq, a predicted model, not a curated record